This is a messenger RNA of Prorocentrum cordatum, 1650 nucleotides long. The record is from the annotation of a GenBank genome assembly. NCBI's taxonomy places the organism in Eukaryota, Dinophyceae, Prorocentrales, Prorocentraceae.
AUGGAGCUUGCGGCGCACCAGGCAGCGGUCAUCGGAGCAGCCCACGCCUGUGCCUCCGAGCCGCCUGCGGCGGGCUUCCGCGCUGGUCACGCGGAGGCUGCCCAGGACGACGAGCGCGUUGGCUUCGCCAUCGGUGGAGCCGUGCCGACCGGCCCGCGCCGCUCGGAGUGGCACCACACGGCCCUGCUUGUGGUGGCCGACGUGGUCGGCACCGGCGUGCUGAGCCUGCCGGGCCACUUCGGGGCGCUGGGGUGGCUACCAGGCUUGCUGCUGCUGGCGGGCUGCGCGCUGCUCAAUCUGUACACCGGCAUGCUGCUCGUCCAGUGCAAGCUGUGGUACCCGCGCGUGCGCAGCCUGGGGGAGCUGGCUGCGGAGGUGGCGGGGCCAAGGAUCGCGGCGUUGACUCAUGGGGUCGUGUACGGCUACAUCUUCCUCGGCUGCGGCAACUACCUGCUGGUGCUGUCGAAGUCGCUGCAGUCGAUAUGGCCCCAGCUCUGCCGCCCGCAUGCCGGCGUCGCAGGCAUGGCUUGCCUGUUCCUUCCCAACCACCUGCGCACGCUUACCGCGAUCGCGCCACUCUCGGUCUUCUCGAACUUCACCAUCGUCGUCGCCAUCGCCAUUUGCCUCGGGGCCGCGUCGCGCGGCGUGGCGCCGCCCGCAGCUGGCAGCAGUGCCCCCCUGGUCGCGCCUGCCCUGGCACCGUGGAGCGCCUUCUCCGCUCUCUCAGGGUCCAUAUUCGCCUUCUCGGGGCAGAAGAUCUAUUUGGAGAUCAUGUCCGAGAUGCGCGACGUCGCUCGCUUUGCCCAGGCCCUGUGCGCCGCGAUGGCAUCGAUCCUCGUGCUGUACGUGCUCGCCUGCGUCCGCACGUACGCGGUCUGGGGCCUCGACUCACCCGCGUACCUGCUGGACGUGCUGCGCGGGGGCGAAAAGAAGGUUGCGGGGAUGCUGAUGUUCUUGCACGUCCUCAUCUCGUUCACGAUCAGCCAGCAGGUCCUCAACCGGGCGAUCCACGACAGGAUCGCGCCGGGGCAGCCCAAGGCCCUCGCGGACCCCGAGGGCACGAGGUCGCGCCUGCUGUGGUCGCUGCUCACGACCACGACCAUGCUCUGCGCCUGGGCCGUGGCCAACCUGGUGCCCUUCUUCGCAGAUUUUGUCGACCUGGUCGGCGCGCUGGCCUCCGCGCCCCUGAGCUUCCUGCUCCCCGCGGCACUCUUCGCGGCAGCGCACCGGCGCCGGAGCGGCAGGGUGGGGCUGGGCCGCCGCGACGCGCUGCUCGUGCCCGUCUGCUGCCUUGUCACCGUGCUCAUCAUGGUCUUCGGCACGGCCUCCAGUGCGGGGAGCCUGCAGGCCCACUUCCACGACCGCGGGGCACCGUUCUCCUGCCUCGCGGAGCAGCCCGGGGAAGAAAGGGCGGCACGGGAGCAUCCCUCUCCUAAAAGGGGGCCCGGGGGCACACAAAGAAGGCUGGUGGGAUUACCCGUGAAUUUCGGAGGUCUCGCAUGCAGCCCAAGCGGGCCCUUCAAGCAGCCUAGCGCAUGGGGGGCAGCGCACCUCAUUUGUUGCGCAUCGUUCUCUUCCGCCACCAGUGUGAAGCACGCCUGGGGGAAAGCCGAGCAUCUGUUUGGGGGAAAGCGCUCGUCACCCUGGUGA